UCUUGCCCUAAAUGUGUUCGCUGACCUUACUGUAGAAGAGUACCGCGCUACAUAUUUGAGAACCUUAACACCCCGAAAAUGGAAAAAGAUGGAAUAUGAUAGGUUCGUGUUUAAUGAUACCGUUGACGCAGCGCCAGAUUCAAUAGAUUGGAGAGAUAUGAGUGCUAUUAAUCCAAUCAGAAACCAAGGCGGUUGUUAUAGUUGUUGGGCUUUUGCAGUUCUAACAACAGUAGAAGCCAUAAAUCAAAUAGUCACAGGAGAUUUGGCAUCUUUAUCUGAGCAACAGCUAGUAGAUUGCUUCAAUAAAGGUUGCCAAGCAAGUUAUAUGGAUGAUGCUUAUCAAUACAUCAUAGAUAAUGGCGGGAUUGACACUGAGGAAGAUUACCCUUACAACGCUAUUUAUAGUGGCUACUGUGAUAAAUUCAAGCAAAAUACAAAAGUUGUAUCAAUUGACGGAUAUCGGAUGGCUCGUCGUAAUAAUGAGAAUGCCCUAAAAUUGGCCGUUGCUGACCAACCUGUUGCUGCUGCUGUGGAGGGCUAUGGACAACAUUUUCAAUUAUAUGGAAAUGGAAUAUUUACAAAGUAUUGUGGGACAAAAGUUGAUCAUGCUGUGGCUGUUAUAGGCUAUGAUAGUGAGGGUGGUAAAGAUUAUUGGAUCAUCCGAAAUUCAUGGGGAGAUGGAUGGGGGGAAUUUGGAUAUAUGAAGCUUGAACGUAACAUUCAAUCACGAAGUGGCAAGUGCGGCAUUGCUUCAUGGCCGUAUUACCCAAUAAAAUACAAUAAUAAGAAGGGCAAUUCACUUGAAGGGAAGGCACCAGUGGCAAGGCAAGAAAAUCAAGUGAAAUAUGACAGUGUGAGGCCUGUGGGCUGUGAAAACGUCAAAUAAAGCAAUGAGAGGCUUACUAAUGUUUAGAUGUUGUGCACUUGUGUAGUUGAAUGAAAAGAUUAGAACUAUUUUUAUUACCUUAUGUAAAUCAUGUCAGUCAGUUUUCUUAUGUUUUUUCAAGAAAAAAAAG
Dioscorea cayenensis subsp. rotundata (Guinea yam) is the source of this 1016-nucleotide messenger RNA. Its product is annotated as zingipain-1-like. Gene Ontology annotation, cellular component: lysosome. Gene Ontology annotation, molecular function: cysteine-type endopeptidase activity. The transcript has 5 exons. The coding region runs from base 89 to 886 and encodes 265 amino acids. The record is from RefSeq and is a predicted model, not a curated record. Lineage: Eukaryota; Viridiplantae; Streptophyta; Magnoliopsida; Dioscoreales; Dioscoreaceae.